AUGGUGGGAACAGUGAUGCCAGUCCGUGAGAUCACGGUCAACAACGAUGAUGGCAGUGUCACGAUAUACGGGGAAACGAGGUUCCCCAACGACGACGAUGACGUUGAGUCUCUCCAGAAGGGGAAGAAGCAAAAACUCGGAUUUUCGAAACAUUUCCAAGAGCCGCCCAUUGUCGUUAUGAGCGCUGCUACAAACUGCCACUACGAGCAUCACGCUGGAGACGUCCAUCUCCUCGCACAUGUGCGCAUCGAAGGCAAUUUGCACCCGGGCAUCAAGACUGAUGGGUUUUUCAUCAUAACCCAUGAGAGCCAUGAUGGCCAGAUUUUGGUCAAUUGGAUUGCUACGGGAUAUUUGGAAGAGUAG
Messenger RNA from Diplodia corticola, 363 nucleotides. RefSeq lists its product as uncharacterized. NCBI's taxonomy places the organism in Eukaryota, Fungi, Ascomycota, Dothideomycetes, Botryosphaeriales, Botryosphaeriaceae. The transcript is spliced from 2 exons. The coding region runs from base 1 to 363 and encodes 120 amino acids. The record is from RefSeq and is a predicted model, not a curated record.